Penicillium paradoxum is the source of this 1086-nucleotide messenger RNA. Its product is annotated as threonine aldolase family protein. The record is from RefSeq and is a predicted model, not a curated record. Lineage: Eukaryota; Fungi; Ascomycota; Eurotiomycetes; Eurotiales; Aspergillaceae. The transcript has a single exon. Gene Ontology annotation, molecular function: L-allo-threonine aldolase activity. Gene Ontology annotation, cellular component: cytosol. Gene Ontology annotation, biological process: L-threonine catabolic process; glycine biosynthetic process. Bases 1 to 1086 code for a protein of 361 amino acids.
AUGCCGUCAACAAGCCUAUGCCAAGAAGAGGCAUGCCUCCCAUACAGCCUCAUGGAUGACUAUAGUGAGGGAGCUCACCCACAAAUCCUGGAAGCUCUUUUAAGGACAAACUCAACCCAGCAAGUCACCUAUGGUGGUGAUGAAUACAGCAUUAAUGCACGCCAUUUAAUCCGCAACAAAAUUGGCUGUACUGAAGAUGAGGCCGAUAUCUUCUUUGUUCCCAGUGGAACCUCUGCCAACCUCAUUUCAAUUGCCAGCUGCCUGAGGCCAUAUGAAGCUGUCAUUACCCUGGACUCGGGUCACAUUGCCUGCAAAGAAGCCGGUGCAAUUGAAGCAACUGGCCACAAGCUCAUCAUCGUACCUGCCGUCGACGGCAAAAUGACACCCACAAACCUUCAAAAAGCCGUCCAGCAAAAUCAGUUCUUCCCUCAUUCCGCCAAACCCCGCCUAGUUUAUAUCUCUAAUGCCUCUGAGACCGGCACCGUCUACACAAAACGUGAGCUCACCAGUCUCUCGGCAAUCUGCAAACAAUCAAAUCUUUUGCUUUUCAUGGACGGCGCACGAAUUGGCACGGCUAUCUGCUCGAAGAAGAAUGACCUCACUCUACGCGAAAUCUUUGACAUGACUGAUAUCUUCUGGAUUGGUGGCACCAAGGCCGGAGCUAUGAUGGGAGAAGCGAUUGUCGUCAAGCGGGAGCUGGCCGAUGGAUUUGUUUUCCACCUUAAGCAGCACGGCGCUUUGCUGGCCAAGGGCCGCAUGCUCGGUGUUCAGUUCAUGGAGCUCUUCCGAUCAGAUCUAUUCUUUACAUUGGCGACUCAUGCCAACGACAUGGCGCAAAAGAUCUCGAGGAACUUUGAGGAAUUAGGAUAUCGGUUGUUUGCCGAGACGGAGACAAACCAGGUAUUCGUUAUUCUUCCUCAAGAGCUGAUUCGGAGGCUGCAGGAUAGAUUCCGGUUUUAUGAGUGGGAACAACUUGACAAUGGAGAUUCGGUCAUUCGGCUUGUGACUUCUUGGGCCACGGAUGAGCUCGAGGUCGAGAAGUUCAAUGCCUGGGUGCACCAAUGGACCGUGGCGACCAACAUUUAA